Messenger RNA from Suricata suricatta (meerkat), 1820 nucleotides. It is a transcript of the gene BAIAP2L2, whose product is annotated as BAR/IMD domain containing adaptor protein 2 like 2. NCBI's taxonomy places the organism in Eukaryota, Metazoa, Chordata, Mammalia, Carnivora, Herpestidae. Gene Ontology annotation, biological process: positive regulation of actin filament polymerization; actin filament bundle assembly; plasma membrane organization. The record is from RefSeq and is a predicted model, not a curated record. The transcript is spliced from 12 exons. Gene Ontology annotation, cellular component: nucleoplasm; cytosol. The coding region runs from base 1 to 1410 and encodes 469 amino acids.
AUGGCCCCCGAGAUGGACCAGUUCUACAAGUCCACCAUGGCCAUCUACAAGAGUAUCAUGGAGCAGUUUAACCCUGCCCUGGAGAACCUGGUGUACCUAGGACACAACUACCUCCGAGCCUUCCACGCUCUGUCUGAGGCAGCCGAGGUGUACUUCAAGGCCAUCCAGAAGAUCGGGGAGCAGGCCUUGCAGAGCUCCACCUCCCAGAUUCUGGGGGAGAUCCUGGUGCAGAUGUCAGACACCCAGCGGCACUUGAACUCUGACCUGGAGGUGGUGGUGCAGACGUUCCACGGGGAUCUGCUGCAGCACAUGGAGAAGAACACCAAGCUGGACAUGCAGUUCAUCAAAGACAGCCGCCAGCACUACGAGAUGGAAUACCGCCGCCGAGCCGCCAACCUGGAGCAGUGCAUGUCGGAGCUGUGGCACAUGGAGCGCAAGAGGGACAAGAAUGUGCGGGAGAUGAAGGAGAGCGUGAACCGGCUGCACGCACAGAUGCAGGCCUUCGUGUCCGAGAGCCAGCGGGCGGCUGAGCUGGAAGAGAAGCGGCGCUACCGAUUCCUGGCCGAGAAGCACCUGCUACUUUCCAACACCUUCCUGCAGUUUUUCGGCCGGGCCCGGGGCGUGCUCCAGAACCGCGUGCUGCUGUGGAAGGAGCAGUCGGAGGCCAGCCGCAGCCCGUCGCGCGCCCACUCCCCGGGCCUCCUGGGCCCCGCGCUGGGGCCGCCCUACCCCUCGGGCCGCCUGACGCCCACCCGCCUGGACAUGGUGAGGCCCUGGGUGCCCCCGCCGCCGUUCGCGCCCCCGCCGGUCCCCGCACCCUCCACGAUGAAUUACUCAGGGCAAAGCCUUUGGAGCAAGGCCUGGCACACAGCUCUGCCCAGUAACUGCCCUCGGAAGUGUGGUUUUGGCCCCUGUGGUUGGGCCUUCCGCCUAUGGGACCCCCUGCCUCCACCCCACAGGAGUGGCUGGUUCCCAGAGGCCUAUGUGAAGCCUUUGGAGGAGGUGCCUGUGAACCCCAUGAACCCUUUGAACCCAGUGACCUCCGUGAACCUGAUGAACCCUAUGAAUGAGCUACCUUCCAGAACCUACCCACUGCGGGGCAGCCACAGCCUUGAUGACCUCCUGGACCGGCCGGGCAACUCUGCGGCACCCCCGGAGUACUGGGACGGCCAAUCCCGCUCCCGAACCCCAAGCCGGGUCCCAAGCCGUGCCCCCAGCCCUACACCUACGCCCUUGCCCAGCAGCCGCCGGAGCAGCGUGGGCAGCAUGGGGGUGGCGAGUGAUGUCAAGAAACUUAUGUCCUGGGAGCAGCACCCUCCAGAGCUUUUCCCUCGAGGCACAAACCCGUUCGCCACCGUAAAGCUGCGACCCACAGUCACCAACGACCGCUCGGCGCCCCUUAUCCGCUGAGAUGCCCUCCUCCAUCCGGGGUCUGAGCUCGUCUCCCCACACCUGCCAAGGGGGCUGCCCGGAGCUGGUGACGGCCGCAAGAGCAGCAGCAGUGGACCCGAGAAGCCGGGGCCCUGAAGCUGGGGGUGGCUGCCCCUCCCCACGCCACGCCCCCAGCUUGAGCAGCUCUCAGGAGACUGGCCUGGGGUCUGGGACCUUCGAACUAAAGCAGGCAGAAUGGGGGGACAGGACAGUCUCUUCCCCUCCAAGGGCCCCAGGACUCUCCCUGGGGGCCUGCCUCGUGCACCCCACCCUCUUUCCCCUCCUCUGCCCCAGCAGGGAGGAGCCCCGCACACCCCCUUCCCCACCUCCCAUACGUCGUCCUCUUUACCUUUUGUAAAUGGGGCAAAAUAAAGCAAGUGGACACAGCC